Crotalus tigris (Tiger rattlesnake) is the source of this 1331-nucleotide messenger RNA. RefSeq names its product ring finger protein 220 (gene RNF220). The transcript has 4 exons. Gene Ontology annotation, biological process: protein ubiquitination. Bases 462 to 1331 code for a protein of 289 amino acids. Gene Ontology annotation, molecular function: ubiquitin protein ligase activity. NCBI's taxonomy places the organism in Eukaryota, Metazoa, Chordata, Lepidosauria, Squamata, Viperidae. The record is from RefSeq and is a predicted model, not a curated record.
UCUGUAUUUGUGUGUGUGUGUCUGUGUGUGUGUGUGUGUGAGUGCGUGUGUGUUUGCGAGCGAGCGAGCGAUCGAGCGCGCGCGUGUGUUUCAGCAGCUAGGAAUCCCUGAGAGAGUGGAGGCUCAUUCACUGAUUAGAGGCUGCUUCGAGCGGCAGCGCUGCGCCUUCCCUGGCUCUCGGCAGCCGUGUCAGGCUCUCGCUCACUCCCAUGCUGGCCGAAAGCGCUUACACACACACGCGCCGGGCUUAGUAAGUCCAGCUUCCCUCCCCACGCACCUCUCAGAAUCUUGCCUUCCCCAGCCUGAAAUCAAAAGGGGACGCCGCCUUCUGAGAAAUUUGCACGUUUUGGGAUGGUGAUAAGGAUUUGGUGAGAUCUCUCAGCUCUACAUCCAGACAUUGCUUUGUUUUCCAUCCAGGGAACACCAUUUCCCUCGUGGCCCUGUCAAGAAAAGAGACUCCAAUGGACUUACACCGAGCAGCUUUUAAGAUGGAAAACUCCUCCUACCUUCCCAAUCCUUUGGCAUCUCCAGCCCUGAUGGUCCUGGCUUCCACUGCUGAAGCCAGCCGUGAUGCUUCUAUCCCCUGCCAACAGCCAAGGCCCUUUGGGGUCCCUGUGUCAGUGGACAAGGAUGUGCACAUCCCGUUCACCAAUGGCUCCUAUACUUUUGCCUCUAUGUAUCACCGACAAGGUGGGGUGCCUGGAGCAUUCACCAACCGUGAUUUUCCACCUUCGUUGCUGCAUCUCCAUCCUCAGUUUGCACCCCCUAAUCUGGACUGUACUCCAAUCAGCAUGCUUAACCACAGUGGUGUUGGGGCCUUCCGUCCCUUUGCCUCCACUGAGGACCGGGAAAGUUAUCAGUCAGCUUUUACACCUGCUAAGCGCCUGAAGAACUGUCAUGAUACCGACUCUCCCCAUCUUCGCUUCUCAGAUGCUGAUGGCAAGGAGUAUGAAUUUGGAGCCCAGCUCCCAUCUGGCUCCCCUGGCUCCCUCAAAAUUGAUGACACUGGAAAAAAGAUUUUUGCUGUCUCUGGCCUCAUUUCAGACCGUGAGACUUCAUCCAGUCCUGAGGACCGAAAUGAUAGAUAUAGAAGCGACAGCCAAGGAGGGCCACCAGUGUCUGCGGGGGCCAGCCAGCGCAUGGCGUUAACUUUCCCCCUCUUAAGAGAUGUGAUUGGCAGUUUGAUUUGGAGUCUGGCUAAUGUUAGCCACUUCAUACAAGGCCAUCACCAAUUGGUGUGCUAUACUUUUAGAUGUGAUGUUGAUGGCAUAAGCCAAGUAGGCAAACCAUCACCUUUCAAAGUACUCAUAACCACUCGAAAAAUAACUUAA